GUUGGCUGCUGGGAAAGCGAGGCAGGCAGGCGCAGGCAGCGGUGAAUCGGAGGUAAGGGCUGCGGGGCGCGGCUGAGCAGAGCUGAUGUGUGGGGCUUCCUUCAGAAAGAAGUCGGUCUUCAUAGCCGAGUCACUCAAGGUACCUUUACCCAGUUAGAGGUGACCCAAGAGCAGGUGAAGGAGAUGGAAGAGCAGCACCCAGGAGAACUUGGAGGUGGCACGAUAUCGAGCAGAGGCCCCCGUUGCACCCAAGUUGGGAGUGGUGCUGCUGAAUUACAGGAAAACACUGUGCCAGUUAUGUCUUUCCAGGUCAUGCCUAUCUCAGACGUGCAUUGCCAACGCUUCCGGCAGUUCCUCUACCGAGAGGCGGAUGGGCCCCGAGAGGUUUGCAGCCAGCUCCAUCAACUCAGCAACCACUGGCUGAGGCCAGAGAGGCGCUCCAAAAAGGAAAUCCUGGACGUGGUGGUCCUGGAGCAGUUCCUCGCCAUCCUGCCCCUGGAAGUGCAACGCUGGGUCAGAGAAUGUGGGCCAGAGAGCAGCUGCCAGGCGGUGGCCUUGGCUGAAGGCUUCCUGCUGAGUCAGGCCGAGGAGGAGAGGCCGGCAGAGCAGGUGUGGGGACCAUCCGCGGAGAGAGACGCAGCAUUCCCCGAGGCGGAAGAAGCUUCCCUGGAGCGAGAGCAGAGGGCGCACACCAAGGAGGGUGCCCAAGAUGCCCUCUCCUGUGGUAGCGGAGAGAUGCUGUUGAGUCCUCAUGUGUUUGGGGGUGUGGAAACAGUCCAGCGUCCCUUUUCCUUUGAGGAGGUGUCUGUGUGUUUCACUCCAGCAGAAUGGGCCCUGCUGGAUCCAGGCCAGAGAACUCUCUACAGGGAAGUCAUGCGGGAGAACUAUUGGAGCGUCAUCUCUCUGAACCGAAGUGUAAGAGAGACAUUGGUGGAGAAAGACAAGAGUCUCGCAUCUGAAGAAAGGCUGGAGAGUUUCUCAGGAUCCCAAGAACAUGUUUCCUUCCCAAAGGAGGUGACUGACGAGGAUGAUCAGAAGAAGGAAGAGGGUGAUGAACUUGAUCAGCAGUUGGCAGAAGGAGUUAAGAAUGAAGACCUGAGAGAAAACAUCAGGAGUCGAGGCAGACCUAAGAGAAUGAAAGUCAGGCACAUGGUUGAGAAAAGAGAUGUAAGAUGGCGUAUUGUACAUAUUCCAAAUCAGAGAAUAAUGAAGGCAAGUACAUCCAUUCAAUGUCGAAAGUAUUUCAAAAGUAGAUCAGAGCUCCUUGUACACCAAAGAACCCACAGAGGCGAGAAACGCUUUGGCCAUCUUCAAGAACAUAGAAAAAGCAACACAGGCAAGAAACCUUUUGAAUGCUCAGUGUGUAAAAAGAGAUUCACUCACACUAGCAAUCUUCAAAAGCAUCAGAGAACCCACACAGGGGAGAAACCUUUUGAAUGCUUAGAGUGCAGAAAAAGAUUCAGUCGGAGUUUCAAUCUUCAAAGGCAUCAGAGAACCCACACAGGGGAGAAGCCUUUUGAAUGCUCAGAGUGUGCAAAGAGAUUCAGAAACAGUGGCGAUCUUCAAAAGCAUCAGAGAACCCACACAGGGGAGAAGCCUUUUGAAUGCUCAGAGUGUGGAAAGAGAUUCAGUGACAGUGGCAAUCUUCAAAGGCAUCAGAGAACCCACACAGGGGAGAAGCCUUUUGAAUGCUCAGAGUGUGCAAAGAGAUUCAGAAACAGUGGCGAUCUUCAAAAGCAUCAGAGAACCCACACAGGGGAGAAGCCUUUUGAAUGCUCAGAGUGUGGAAAGAGAUUCAGUGACAGUGGCAAUCUUCAAAGCCAUCAGAGAACCCACACAGGGGAGAAGCCUUUUGAAUGCUCAGAGUGUGGAAAGAGAUUCAGUCGGAGUGGCAAUCUUCAAAGCUAUCAGAGAACCCACACAGGGGAGAAGCCUUUUGAAUGCUCAGAGUGUGCAAAGAGAUUCAGUAACAGUGCUCUUCAAAGGCAUCAAAGAACCCACACAGGGGAGAAACCUUUUGAAUGCUCAGAGUGUUCAAAGAGAUUCAGUAAAAGUAGCGCUCUUCAAAGCCAUCAGAGAACCCAUACAGGGGAGAAGCCUUUUGAAUGCUCAGAGUGUAAAAAGAGAUUCACUCAGAGUAGUAUUUUUCAAAGGCAUCAGAGAACCCACACAGGGGAGAAGCCUUUUGAAUGCUUAGAGUGCAGAAAAAGAUUCCGACUCAAUGGCGAUCUUCAAAGGCAUCAGAGAACCCACACAGGGGAGAAACCUUUUGAAUGCUCAGAGUGUGCAAAGAGAUUCAGUCGCAGUGGCCAUCUUCAAAGCCAUCAGAGAACCCACACAGGGGAGAAGCCUUUUGAAUGCUUAGAGUGCAGAAAGAGAUUCACUCAAAGUAGUAUUCUUCAAAGGCAUCAGAGAACCCACACAGGGGAGAAACCUUUUGAAUGCUCAGAGUGUGCAAAGAGAUUCAGUCACAGUGGCCAUCUUCAAAGCCAUCAGAGAACCCACACAGGGGAGAAGCCUUUUGAAUGCACAGAGUGUGGAAAGAGAUUCAGUCACAGUGGCGAUCUUAAAAAGCAUCAGAGAACCCACACAGGGGAGAAGCCUUUUGAAUGCACAGAGUGUGGAAAGAGAUUCAAUUGCAGUGGCCAUCUUAAAAAGCAUCAGAGAACGCACUCAGGGGAUAAGCCUUAUGAAUGCUCAGAGUGUAAAAAGAGAUUCACUCACAUUGAAAUCCACCUGACAACGAGCAUCUUUCUGCUGCCAAACGAACAAGCCCAGACUGCAGAGAUGUCUGCGUAUCAGUGGACUGUGAAGGUAUCACAGCCUGGGAAGGGAUCCCAGACAGCAAAAGGAUGCCAGACCGUGAAGGGAUCAGGCCCACAGCUGUCCAGUAAAGGAGAAGCCCAAGCCGCCGCGAAGGCGAGGUCACGAACUACACUUCCCGGCGUCCUUCGGGGGAUGCGUCAGGCCACUUCCGUCGCAAACCGGAAGUGUAGUCGGGAAAGCCGUCGCGAGGGUGAGUCCUAG
Heteronotia binoei (common prickly gecko) is the source of this 3027-nucleotide messenger RNA. RefSeq names its product zinc finger protein 135-like. Lineage: Eukaryota; Metazoa; Chordata; Lepidosauria; Squamata; Gekkonidae. Gene Ontology annotation, biological process: regulation of DNA-templated transcription. The transcript has 9 exons. The record is from RefSeq and is a predicted model, not a curated record. Bases 184 to 3027 code for a protein of 947 amino acids. Gene Ontology annotation, molecular function: DNA-binding transcription factor activity, RNA polymerase II-specific; RNA polymerase II cis-regulatory region sequence-specific DNA binding.